Messenger RNA from Ruditapes philippinarum (Manila clam), 2182 nucleotides. Its product is annotated as endothelin-converting enzyme homolog. The transcript has 16 exons. Gene Ontology annotation, cellular component: plasma membrane. Bases 282 to 2138 code for a protein of 618 amino acids. Gene Ontology annotation, biological process: protein processing. The record is from RefSeq and is a predicted model, not a curated record. Gene Ontology annotation, molecular function: metalloendopeptidase activity. Lineage: Eukaryota; Metazoa; Mollusca; Bivalvia; Venerida; Veneridae.
AUUUAUUUCGCGAAACUGUUCGGAUUUAAUACGUCACUUGAAAGUUAACAGUGAAGAGUUCAAUUUUGUGAUAACAUCCAAUCAAUUGGUAAUUUAAAUUGGAAACUGCAUCUCUAGCUUAAGUGGAUUUAGUGUUACAAAGGUUUUUGGAAUGAACUAGUACCCAACAUGUUUUGAAAAACCAGUUUUUGAAGAAAGUGACAUACAUUAUAUUUCGAUGUGGAACAGGACAUUAUGUAAAAUACACUGAUGUGACAAUCCCUAUACAUUGAAUUGAAAACAUGGAAUUUAUAAAGAUGUCUGGUCAAAAAUACACUCGUACAAAUUUUGAGGAGGAUGAGGUGUCAGGAGCCGGAACCCCACCACCAGGAGAAUUCAACACAUCUGUUGUGUAUAAAAGAGGUGGUGGUUUAAAGGGUCGAAGGUCAUGGCUGGAGGUGAUAUUACUUGGAACUUUAGGAGUUGCUUCUGUUACAAUAAUAGUUCUAGCUGCUCUUCUUGUGUCCAGGGACAAACAGAUUGGUCGAUUAAGUCUUCAAAAAGCCAGUGUCAAGACAGAUAAUAAACCUGUAGUCAUAGCAACAACAAGGAAACCAGAGGUCAAACCAAAACCUCUAUGUUUGACACCAACAUGUAUCACGGUUGCAAGUAUGUUGAUAAAUUCUAUGGACACUAGUGUUGACCCAUGCUCAGACUUUUACUCGUACGCAUGUGGUGGUUGGAUUGACAAGCAUGUGAUACCCUCGGGCCACGCGCGCUGGAGCACAUUUGGUGAGCUGUGGAAAUCAAAUCAAGAGGUCAUGAAAAGGGUCAUAGAGAGACCAAUAAAUUCCACUCAGAGUGACGCAGAAAUAAAAGCCAAGCUCUAUUACCAAUCAUGUAUGGAUGAAAACAAAACAAUAAGUGCGUUGGGUAGUAAACCUUUGGAAAAUCUUGUGCGAUUAUUUGGAGGAUGGGCAAUAUCUAAUAGAACAGGAGUUUGGGACAAAACAAAAUGGACGUUACAGAAAGCUUUGGAAAAGAUGAAAGUGUUUGGUGUAUUUUUCUCGUACUACAUCGGAGAAGAUGAUAAAAAUUCUACAUAUAAUAUCAUACAGGUGGAUCAAGGGGGUUUAGGCUUGCCAGAGAGAGACUAUUAUCUAAAUAAAUCAGUCUCCGAGGACAAAGUAUUGUCAGCCUAUUUGGACUACAUGACAAGGGUUGGGGUUUUACUCGGUGGUGAGGAGAACAACACCAGGGAACAGAUGCUCGAUGUGAUUGAGUUUGAAACACAGCUGGCUAACAUCACAGUUCCGAGUGAGGAGAGAAGGGAUGAAGAGCAGUUGUAUCAUAAAAUGACACUUGGUGAUGUACAAAAACUAGCCCCAUUUGUGAAUUGGAUUCAACUUUUAAACAGUAUAUUAUCAAUAGCAAAUGUGACAGUGAGCCCGGCAGAGGAAGUUGUAGUUUAUAUGCCUCGUUACCUUCAGAAUCUCACCGAACUUCUGCAGCAGACGCUUCAAGAGGAAAAUGGGGCAAGGACACUACAGAACUACAUGAUGUGGCAUGUGGUAAAGGCAAUGACCCCAUACCUUACCAAUGACUUCACAGAUGCUAGAAAUAUUCUUACAGAGGCUAUUUCAGGUACAACAGGAGGGGAGGAAUUAUGGAGACAUUGUAUUACAGACACAGAUCAAGUGCUCGGAUUUGCCCUCGGUUCCUUGUUCGUGCAAGAGGUAUUUAAAGGCAACAGUAAGCAAAAGGCGGAAGAUAUGAUCGAAGAAGUAAAGACGGCAUUCAAGAAUAAUCUGCCAAGUUUAAGAUGGAUGGAUGAUGAAACUAGAAAAGCUGCAGUAGAUAAGGCUAACUCAGUGAUUGACAUGAUUGGAUUUCCAGAAUACAUCCUGAAUAAAACAAGAUUAAACAAAGAAUAUAAAAAUUUGAAGAUCAAUGCAUCAGAAUAUUUCCAGAACAACAUAAGAAAUUUAUAUUUUGAACUUCAAAAGAAUGCUGCUAUGCUUAGAAAGCCUCCAGAGCCCUAUGUCUGGGACAUGACUCCUCCUACUGUUAAUGCAUAUUACACGCCCACCAAAAAUGAAAUUGUUUUUCCUGCUGGAAUUUUACAGGCACCAUUUUACAGUCAAGACUGGCCUAAGUAAGUGGCGUUAUUUUACUGUAACAUUUUUCUAGACUUUUUAAAGAA